AUCGUAUAAGAUCAUAGCACUCCAUAAGUAGAGCAUAGACACAGUACAGUAUCCUAGAGUCACAGCAUUUGCUCCGUUCAUCACCAUGGCCACACCCAACCCCACACCGCCGCUCUUCACCAUCCCCAUCACCUCCACCAACGGCACCUUCACCUGCAGUAACCCGUCCCCGGCGGAACAGGACCGCAACAUCUACAUCCUCACCUUCACCUCCCCCAACGACAACCGCCUCACGCCAACCUUCAUCGACGCCUUCCUGCUGGCCCUCGACAUCAUCGAACACCGCUACCCCAAGGGCGUCGUGAUCACCACGAGCGGCAUCCCCAAAUUCUACAGCAAUGGUCUCGACCUCGAACUCGCGCAGUCCACCGAGGGCUUCGUCGAGAAUUGGCUAUGGAAGUUGUUUCGGCGGUUACUCACCUACCCCAUGCCAACCCUCGCCCUACUGAACGGGCACGCCUUCGCCGGCGGCCUCAUGCUGGCCAUGUACCACGACUACCGGAUCCAGAACCCCAGCAAGGGAUUCCUGUGCAUCAACGAGCUGGAGUUCGGGGUGCCGCUGCAGUCGCCCAUGAUGAGCGUCUUCCGGGAGAAGCUGUCGGCGACCGCGUUCCGCGACCUCGUGCUCGAGGCGCGGCGGUUCGGUGGGCCCGCCGCCUCCAAAGAGGCCGGGUUGGUUGACGGGUACGGCGGGCUGGCGGAGGCGGUGCAGUUCGUGCGCGACCGCGGGCUGCAGACAAAAGCCGCCACAGGGAUCUAUGGGAUGAUGAAGGAGGAGAUGUGGCGGCAGUCGUUGAGGAUUCUGGAUUCACAUGCGGAGAUGGUCGCGUGGAGGGAUCGCGUAGAGGAGCAGAAGGCUGAGGAGGAGGGGGCCGCGAGGGUGAGGGUGGAGGCUUGGGAGGAAGGGAUUAAAGCUAAGCUUUGAUUUUUUGAGGGGGAAGAUGUUGGUCGUGGUGUUGCUUGAACGUAGGUCCACGGUGUCUCUAACACUUGCUCUGUUUUGGUUGUUUCUCCGGCUAGAUGUGUUGGAUUAUAGGUAUCCAACACUUGAAUGUGAUAAAUGAAGCCGUAUACAUGUACAUUAUUCUUCGGGAUUCAUUGCUUACACUUCCGAUUUUGAACUCAGAC
This is a messenger RNA of Aspergillus uvarum CBS 121591, 1128 nucleotides long. Its product is annotated as enoyl-CoA hydratase/isomerase family protein. Gene Ontology annotation, cellular component: peroxisome. The coding region runs from base 86 to 925 and encodes 279 amino acids. Gene Ontology annotation, biological process: fatty acid beta-oxidation. The transcript is spliced from 2 exons. Gene Ontology annotation, molecular function: delta(3)-delta(2)-enoyl-CoA isomerase activity; enoyl-CoA hydratase activity. Lineage: Eukaryota; Fungi; Ascomycota; Eurotiomycetes; Eurotiales; Aspergillaceae. The record is from RefSeq and is a predicted model, not a curated record.